Messenger RNA from Pelodiscus sinensis (Chinese soft-shelled turtle), 948 nucleotides. The record is from RefSeq and is a predicted model, not a curated record. Lineage: Eukaryota; Metazoa; Chordata; Testudines; Trionychidae.
AUGGAUGAGGUCAACUGGACGUCCAUCUCUGAGUUCGUGUUCUCGGAUGUGUCCGACCAGCAGGACUUGCAGCUGCUGAUCUUUGCAGGGUUGUUGGCCACGUAUCUGGUGAAUAUUGUUGGGAACUCCAUGCUGUUUGUGCUGAUGUGGGCCAACCCCCAGCUCCGCACCCCCAUGUAUUUUCUCCUCAGCCAGCUGGCCUUGGUGGACAUGGGCACGGUCUCUGCCAUCCUGCCCCAGGCCCUGGUGCACAUGCUGACUCAGCACCGGGCCAUCUCUUUCACCAGCUGCAUGGUCCAGCUCUUCAUCUGGCUGUCUAUGGGAAACAUGGGGAGCUACCUGCUGGCUGCCAUGGCCUAUGACCGCUAUGUGGCUGUAUGCAACCCGCUGCGCUAUGCCACUGUGGUGACUUGGUCCCUGUGCCUCAAGAUGGUGGCUGGCUCCUGGGUCGUGGUGCUUCUUCAUGCUCUGCUGGACACCGUCAUGGCUGCCCGGCUGCGCUACUGUGGCAACCGCCUGCAGCAUUUCUUCUGUGACCUGCCGCCCCUUCUGGUCCUCUCUUGCACUCGGCCCAUCACCAUCAUCACUAUCGAGAUGGUGAUCUUCACCGAAGGCGUCCUGGUGAUGCUGACCCCUUUUGCCUUCAUCGUGGCCUCCUACGUCCGCAUCGGGGUCGCUGUGGCCCGCCUGCGCUCUGCCCAAGGCCUGCGCAAGGCCCUUGUUACCUGCGGCUCCCACCUGACUGUGCUGAUACUUUUCUAUUCCACUGCGACUUCCCCUUACAUCUACCCAGACUCCAGUGACACCAAGGAGAAGGACCGGGUGGCCGCCGUCUUCUACACCGCUGUGGCGCCUGCCCUGAAUCCCCUCAUCUACAGCCUGAGGAACAAGGAUGUUGCUGCGGCCCUGAGGAGAACAGGGAGGAAGAUCCUGGCUUGGGGUCAAUGA